AUGGAGGGUGAUGUGAUUGAUAGUAAAAAUCAUUUUUUAAUAUCAAUUAACGGUCAAAUAUUUUCCGGUUGUUUUCCAUAUUUAAAUGAUUUAUAUUGUAAAUAUUCUUUUGUUUGCGGUUCAGAUUGGAUUGUUAUUUCUGGUGUUGAAGAAGGAAUAUCUCAAAUAUCAAAAAAAGGAAAAGAUGAUGAAGAAUUAUUUGUUUGGAAUUUACCAUUGAGUAUAAUAUUUAAAAGUACCAAUCCUUUUGGAUGGCCGCAAUUGGUAAUAAGUGCUUACGGAUUAGAUGUAUUUGGUAAUGAAGUUGUGAGAGGUUAUGGAGUUUGUCACGUUCCAUUUUCACCAGGACAUUGUGAAAAAGUUGUUCCAAUGUUUGUUCCAGAAUCAAGUUCGACAUUACAAAAAUUUACAUCUUGGCUAACGGGUAGAAGACCAGAGUUUAUCGACCCAAGAAUAUUAACACAAGGAGAUGCCAGAGAUGUGGCGACAGUUCGUUCACAAGGUUCCACUAAAGUUGUAUUUGACGUCGCAAUAAAAGGAUUUCAAUCGUUUGGAUAUCGUUCAUCAUAA
Molecule: messenger RNA, 570 nt
Organism: Pediculus humanus corporis (human body louse)
Lineage: Eukaryota; Metazoa; Arthropoda; Insecta; Psocodea; Pediculidae
Product: eppb9, putative
Exons: 5
Coding region: 1-570 (189 amino acids)
Biological process (GO): cilium assembly
Cellular component (GO): MKS complex
Source: RefSeq, a predicted model, not a curated record